This is a messenger RNA of Pantherophis guttatus, 9426 nucleotides long. It is a transcript of the gene FNIP1, whose product is annotated as folliculin interacting protein 1. NCBI's taxonomy places the organism in Eukaryota, Metazoa, Chordata, Lepidosauria, Squamata, Colubridae. The record is from RefSeq and is a predicted model, not a curated record. Gene Ontology annotation, molecular function: protein-folding chaperone binding; ATPase inhibitor activity. Gene Ontology annotation, cellular component: cytoplasm.
UAGCAUCUACUGACAGCUCUGGGUCAUGUGAUGGCUGUUAGGGUGGCUUUUCCACUCCCAGGCUGAGCUUGUCAGCGAGGGGGUUGGUCCCCGGCAUCUUGCAGCUUCCAAGAAUGUAGGAAAUGAGUAGAGAGGAAGGGAGGGGGGGACUGCUUUGUUGCCUUUCUCCCACCACUCACUCUGCCUUUCUGACCCACCCCAGACUGGAGAGGCGCGGGAUUGUCAACCCCACCUACAAGGAGCCUUAUCACGAGGCUCUGCCUGUCUUGGUUUCCCUAAAUGAGGAGAAGAGAUUAAAUGGACCUUUGCGGUCAGCCUUGGCUGCUGAGGGGCACUUAGCUUGCUGAUGAGUGAGAUUAGGCUUCUGCAGUCACACUCUCCAGGAGGAGACAAAGGAGGUGGGGUACAUUACAAUCAUGUUUGCUGUAGCCCACGUUCUGAAGCGACCCACAGGAUGGCAAGAAGGCAGGCUGUCCAUUGUGAAAAUACAGAGCAGCAUCUGCCUGUGAAUGGCCAUAUUCUCCUUCAGGGCUUUCCGGAUUUUCUGUCUCAGGAAUCCCCUGCGCUGCUGACUUUUUUUCUCUCUCUCUUCUUUGGGGGGAAUCCUGACUCCGAGAGAAGCUUCCUUCUGCAUCUGUGGGGUUGCCUCUUUUUCCCUUUUUCUGCUACAGCGUGGAAACCGCUUGUGUUUUCGUUAAAUUCAGACUUCUCAAGCUGUCACCUGACAGUCUUGUGGUUCUGGAUGAAUGUGGAUCAUUUCUAUUAUUAACCUGAUUUGGCAGCUGGUUUUAAUAACAAGAGUUGCAGAAAUUCUGAAAAGUGGAACCCGCUUGAGGGACAGAGAUGCUUUCCAGCUGGCCUUUGCCGGAGUUUAAUCCAAGUCAGAUCCGACUAAUUGUGUACCAGGACUGUGAAAGAAGAGGGCGAAAUGUUUUAUUUGAUUCCACUGCCAAGAGAAGAACUGAAGAUGUGUCAAUCUCGAAGCUCUGCAGUGAUGCACCAGUGAAAGUGUUUGGAAAAUGUUGCCAGCUCAAACCUGGAGGAGAUAGUUCAUCUUCUUUGGAUAGUUCAAUCAAUUCCUCUUCUUCUUCUACUGAAACAAAAGAACAUUGCCCAAAAUUUCAGUGCUUUCUGCCAAGUAAUCCCAUAUUCAAUGAAUGUGCUGCAUCCAGAAUUAAAGAGGCAGACCACGUAAAUUCUUUAAGAGGUGCAGAGGGAGUGGAUAAGGGUUCUCGAUGUUCUUCAGAUGCCAACAUGCUUGGGGAGAUGAUGUUUGGCUCUGUGGCUAUGAGCUACAAGGGUUCAACUUUAAAAAUCCACCAGAUUCGCUCUCCUCCACAGCUUAUGCUGAGCAAAGUUUUUACAGCUCGAACAGGAAGCAGUAUUUAUGGAAGUUUAAACACGCUUCAAGACAGUCUUGAGUUUAUUAAUCAAGAUAAUAAUACUUUGAAGCCAGAUCAUACCACAGUUAUGAAUGGACUGCUUAUGAACAUAGGUUUCUCACAGCUUUGCAGCCCUAGGCGGGCAUUCUCUGAACAAGGUCCGCUCCGCCUGAUCCGGAGCGCCUCUUUCUUUGCAGUUCACAGCAACCCUAUGGACAUGCCUGGCAGAGAGCUGAAUGAAGACAGAGACAGUGGAAUUGCAAGAUCUGCAUCUCUUAGCAGCCUGCUUAUCACUCCUUUUCCAUCUCCGGGUUCUUCACUGAACAGAAGCUGUGCUAGCAGUUACCAACGGCGCUGGCGUCGCAGUCAGACGACAAGCUUGGAGAAUGGAGUCUUCCCAAGAUGGUCAGUGGAAGAAAGCUUUAACUUAUCAGAUGACAACUCCAGCCCAAAUCCAGGAAUUGUCAGGAAAAAGAAGAUAGCAAUUGGGGUGAUAUUCUCACUUUCAAAGGAUGAAGAAGAAAAUAGCAAAUUUAAUGAGUUCUUUUUCUCACACUUCCCUCUUUUUGAGAGCCAUAUGAAUAAGCUGAAGAGUGCAAUAGAACAGGCUAUGAAAACAAGCCGUCGGUCAGCUGAUGCCAGCCAACGGAAUUUGGCAUAUAACAGGAUUGUGGAUGCCUUAAAUGAAUUCAGAACAACAAUUUGCAAUCUCUAUACUAUGCCACGGAUUACAGAACCAGUUUGGCUUACAAUGAUGUCGGGGAUGCCUGAGAAGAACCAACUCUGCCAUCACUUUAUGAAGGAAUUUACUUUCCUAAUGGAACAAGCUUCCAGGAACCAAUUUUUACCUGCUCUUCUAACUGCAGUUUUGACAAACCAUCUGGCCUGGGUUCCAACUGUCAUGCCAAAUGGCCAGCCACCAAUUCGAAUAUUUCUAGAGAAGCAUUCCUCACAGACAGUGGACAUGUUGGCAAAGAGUCAUCCAUACAAUCCACUGUGGGCACAAUUAGGAGAUCUGUAUGGAGCCAUUGGAUCACCUGUGAGACUAUCAAAAACAGUUGUGGUUGGCAAAAGGCAAGAUCUUGUGCAACGUUUACUUUAUUUCCUUACUUAUUUCAUAAGAUGCUCAGAGUUGCAAGAGACUCAUCUUUUGGAAAAUGGUGAGGAUGAAGCCAUAGUAAUGCCUGGUACAGUCAUCACCACAACACUAGCAAAAGGAGAGGUGGAGGAAUCUGAAUAUGUGCUCGUCACAAUGCACAAGAACAGAAGCAAUCUAUCCUUUCAAGAGUCUGAAGAAGUAAGAACUUCUGACUGCAGUUGUAAAUAUUGCAAAUGCCCUGUUAAUCCUAAUCAAAAGUCAGAUAGUGUUUCAGGACUGGAAAAAGAAGAUUCACAGAAUGGCCUAAAGAUGGAUAAAGCUGCUUCAUGUGAAAGCAGUGUGGAGCCUUCUAAUGUUCAAGAAAAGUCUGUUGAAGUUAAAUGCAAAGAAGCAUCAAUGCCUUGUGCAGGAAUAAACUUAGAAAGAAUAGUCUUCACAGGAUCAGCAUCUGUGGAAACGUGUGUGUUGCCAGAGUCCAGAUUAGAACCAACUGGUGGAUUAUGGCAGAAUACAGAAUUGAUGGAUUCUGACAAUCAGCCUGUUGAACUGUUGAGAUCAACAAGUACAAUGGUAGAGAAGAAACCGCCUGAUAAAACGUCAUCUCAUGCAAUUCCUUGUAGUGCGGCUGAAGUUCAAACAAAGGUGACUUUCCUCAUUGGAGAUUCUAUGUCCCCUGAUUCAGAUAUUGAGGUGCGAAGUCAAGUGGCUGAAGAACAAAUGUCCAGGCACAGCAGCCAUAUGGAGAUCGAAGAAGGAACAAUGGCUGAGCAGAACUGUGAAAAACAAACCCUUGAGGACCAAAAAAGAGAUCAGAAUGUGCCUGAAAAGUUCCCUCAGGUUACUAUUGAGGUCCAGAAUUGGAGUCCUUACGGAGCGGAAAGUGCAAAUUUGCUUACCGAAUAUUUUACUGAAGAAGGUUCUGUUGUAACCAGGACUAUAGAUGAUAUUCCAGUGGAAACAGCAAGAGACAUUCUAGACUCUAGUAGUAGCUUAGAAUUUCCACUCAAAACUUUGAGUACAAAGAAUAACAAAUCCCCUAGUGAAUUUUGUAAGUUUAUGGAAUCUGUUCGUCAAGAGACUUGUAAAAACUGUUUUGCAGAGCAGGACCAAAGAGAAAAUCUCUCCAUAUUUAUCCCCCAUGGGGAAAAAGAGAAUUUAGAAAAAAAAUCUGAUCCAGGUGUGGAUUGGGACAUUCCAAGGAAUGAGAGUUCUGAUAGUGCUCUUGGUGACAGUGAAAGUGAGGAUGCAGCUCAUGAUACUGCAAGGACAAGCAGCAAUUAUUAUGGGGCAGAGCAAGAAGAAUGGACAGAAGAAGAGGACAUACCAUUUCCUGGGUCAAAAUUAAUUGAAGUGAACUCUGUCCAGCCCAGUAUUGCCAAUUUUGGAAGGUCCUUGCUAGGUGGCUACUGUCCAUCUUACGUACCUGACUUUGUUUUGCAAGGACUAGGAAAUGAUGAGAAACUGAGAUACUGUUUGAUGUCAGAUUUGUCGCAUGCUGUGCAGCAUCCUGUUCUGGAUGAACCAAUUGCAGAAGCUGUCUGCAUUAUUGCAGAUACUGAUAAAUGGACAGUGCAAGUGGCCAGUAGCCAGAGACGAAUCAUCGACAACAAACUUGGGAAAGAUGUACUAGUCUCUAACCUUGUCUCCAACCUGCUUCAUUCCACUCUUCAACUUUAUAAGCAUAAUUUAUCUCCAAAUUUUUGUAUCAUGCACCUAGAAGAUCGGUUGCAGGAGCUGUAUUUUAAGAGCAAAAUGUUGUCGGAAUAUCUCAAAGGCCAAAUGCGGGUUCAUGUGAAGGAACUGGGAGUAGUACUGGGGAUUGAAUCCAGUGACCUCCCUUUAUUGGCAGCUGUAGCAAGCACCCACUCUCCUUAUGUUGCCCAGAUUCUUCUCUAAAACCCCAAAAGGGCAAAGACAAUAAUUCUAUUUUUAUAAAACGGAAGACAAGGAAACAGACAUGAACUUCCAUUUUCCAGACUCAUUCUUCCUUGCAGGCAAGUGACUUGAACAACCUGCCAGCUUGAUAAUGUGCCUCUGCAAGUGAACACAUAAAUGUACAAACAUGUUCCCCUUCUUUUCCUUGCCUAUUCAUUUAAAAAUCAACCAACCAACCAAUGGAACAGAGAUUCAGAUUACUAAAGAAGACACUAGAGCUUGGAGUACUAUACAUGGUUUGGACAAGGAUUGCCAAAACAAUUGUAACUGCAGACUGUUGAAUUACAGGAUCACCAGAAUGAAGAACUCCUUUGUGGCCUCCAAAGUGCUGUUGGUGCUUGUACAAGGGAUUGGAAACAGCUAAUGUUUGAAGCCAAUUAAUAGUAUAUUUACAAUGCAUAAUGACAAAGGUCUUUUUGUAACCAAUUCAACUGCAUUAGCAGUACAACAAAAUGUUUAUUUGAUAAAAGCAGGUAGGAUUGUAACCAAUUCAACUGUGUCAGAAGUGCAGAAAUUAAUUUGUUAAUGGCAUGUAGGAGUUGCGAAGGUAGUGUGCAAUUCUUUCCAUAGGAGGAGACCUGGGUGUAAUAUUCGUAUGAAUGCUUGAUAUUGAUUGAGAAUGAAUGAAUAAAUAUGAAUAUAUAUAUAUUCAUAUCCCCCCCAUUUGGGUGCGAAAUUGACAUUAUGCUUGUUAUGUUCUGAUGUUGAUACUACUGUUUAAAGAUUACAGAAAACAAAUAUUUGUUUUUUUAUAAAAAAGGAAAAAGCUGAACAAAUGUUCUGUAAUAUUUUGUUAGUUUUUUUAACAAGAAUUUCUUCCCCUUUUGAUCAAGCUUCAUUUGGGAGGCUAUAAAGAAAAACUAGGUGCUGUUAAACCUAUUUUUUUUAAAAAGAGGAUGUUGUAAGAGCUUUAUUACAUCUUGAUGUUCCAUUAAUUUCAGUGUAUUUUUCAAAAAAUUCAGAAGAGAAUGAAUUACUGAGAAUUUAUACCUUAGAAAUUAUACAAUUUCUAUAAUAGAGUUAAAACGCUGGGGGUAAAAUUCUUUAAUUAUCCUGACAAAUUUUAAGCUUUCAAACUCAAUUUGUUUGCAUUGUAUUCAUUAUUAGGCUAUUCUGAUGAGAUCACUUUUCUAACCUGUUUAUUAAGAACUGGUUUACAAUCUAAUCAUAUGCAUGUUUGCUUUGAAGUAAGUCCCAGGGAGUUUAAUGGGAUUUACAAGUUCUGUCCAAUUGUAUCCUCUGGCAACCACUCUGUGCCCACUUACAGUCUUUGGGAGAAGACCUUGAAAUAUGGAGUGGGGAUAUAAAAAUGGAAAGGCAAACUAUGCCAUCCCCUUUCAUCCUAUGCUAUCGUUUUGGUCAUGAUUAAGCAAUAAAGAAUUCUGGUUUGGGACCUGUAAGUUAUAAACAUAUAUUUUGAAAUCAAUCUGAAGAGCCCUCUAGAUGUUUUGCAGCUAGAAUUCUAAGAAUUCUCAGCCAACAUGGAUUUUUGGGAGUUGUAGUUCCAAAAGAUGUGGUAGUUUUUAAUUUAGGGAUGAUGAUAUUAUUUUGAAUCAUUUUUACUACCUCGAGUUAAAUAAGAACUGGAAAUGGCAUUAAAAGCAUUUAAUACUUUUCCCUGUAUCUAGUCAAGCAUCAACAACAUAGCGAAUUGUUUUAUUUUGUGAUAUUUUAAUUCAGUUGAACUCAAAACACAUUUUUUCCUAAUUCAUAUACACAUGAAGCCUUUCAGUUGUUGAGGUUUUUUUUUCUUUUGGUCUAUUUUUGAAGAUUGUUAGAGUCUUUCUUCCUUGCCUUUGCUGGAAAGCAUAUUACAUUGCCCUUGUCAGUAAUAAAAACAGUUCUUCUGGAGCUACUUUGAUAACACUAUUGCUGUAUACUAUGACUGUAUUAGGUCUGUGACAUCAGUAAUAAUAGGAGGAAAGCCCAUCAUCUGGGCUUUAAACUUUAAAGUUGAAACUUUAAAACAGUUUCAACUGGAGAAGGUAUAGGGCAGAUUUGCAAAUAAUCAUUUAUUUUAUUGCACAGUAGCCUGUGCAGUCUAUUAAAAUUUUAAAAAAUAAUUGGACAGAGCCUAAAACUAUUUUAUGUAGUAAAAUCUUAUCACUUGUUAAAGGAUCCCUACUUCUCCACUUCUUACUACUUGAUUGCUUCUCCAGCAUUUGGUGUGUGUUUUUUUUUUAACUGAACAAAAUCACUACCUUACACAGGAAGAUUUUUCAUUUUCACUUAUUUUUCCCUGUCAUUUUCACUUAUUUUCAAAUACUUGCCGCAAUCGGUAAGAUUGGGGCUAAUAUUACAGAAAAAACUAUUUAAAAUGAAUAACAAUUCAGUUUUUAUUUGAAUAAAGUAUAUGAUAAAAUAAUUAAGUCACAAUAAUAUGUGCAGACUAUUCUUCCACAUUAUAAAUACUUGUUCCUUGACAGUCAAGGAACAGUUUUAGUAACAUACUUGAGAAGUGAAUAAAAAUCCAUAUAAAACAAUAUUCAAUUUCCAUCAGAGCACACAGAUAAAUGUGACCUGUUACACAUGUCUAAGCUUUCCAAACAUUUAAAAAUUCUAGCAAGAUUUUUUUCUGGUAUAAAAAUCCAUCCCUACACCUGCACAUUACCUAACAGUGUAAUCAUAAAUUAGCAUUCAGUCUGCUGGGCCUUUGCAGUGGUAGACGAAAGUGAGUGAGUUUAGCAUUUAACUUGUCGGGCCAUUGUUUUUCUUCAGAACAAAUGGAAAGAUAAGAAGCUUUGCAAAUCAGGCUGUCUCCCCACUAAGCAUAAUGUGAACCCUGAGAGCUCAGGUUGAUUUUAAUACAGAUGUCACUCACUAAUGGCUGCAUUAAAUGUUACAAUUAAGUAGACAUAGAUUUGCCUAUUGUAGUUAAAAUUAAUUAAGCUUGGGCUGGUCAUUAACGUAACCCCAGCAAACAACAUGGGCUCAAUUGUUUCUCAUAUCUUAAUAGAAGGAAAUUGGGGCAAAAAUAAACGUAUGAUUAGAUUUUUAAGUGGUUCUCAUCAGGUGGCUACAUUAUAAUUGUGCUAAAAUUUAAUUUUUUUAACAAUAGGAUCUAAAAGUCUGCCCGAAAACAGAAGCUGCAACUAUGACAGGAAAAAGAGUUUUUCAAUAGUCAAGGACACCUGAUUUAUAAUAUUUUCUAUGGUUCUUCCCAACUGAGAGAUAAUUUGCAUUCCAGUCUGAACAUAAAUCUGUCUCCCACCCCUCACCCCCAUAUAUCUUGCAGACAAUCACCUUGAACAUGUUUAGUAAAGAAACUGCAGGUUUCAAGGAUUUCCAUGUUGAAAAAAGUGAUGAAUGUGUUGGACGUAAUGAUAAAAGUCUGCAGUACUGAAAGCCAAAAUUUUAACUCAAAUGUUAAGUCCCACAGGGGUUUCCACACUGCAGCUUCAUGGCAGAUAUUCUGCAACUACAUUUUUUGCAAAAGGAUAGGACAGUUUAUACCGUAAGCUUUUGUUAUCUCCAGUCAAUUUUCUUUCCUCCAUUAUUCUGAAGUGAAGGUCAUAAUUACUCAAAAUGGUAAAAGACCAGCAAUCAUCUGCAUAUCUAAAAGUGGUCCUGUGUGAUUCACAUGUAAAGCUAGGAUAUAGUCUGCUCUUGCCACAUAUAGAUUGGCCUUUAACAAUUUGUCAUCUGAUUUCCAAGAAUCCCAAAUGAUAUUCCAUCUUAGUUUUCCUCCUGUGGUAUUAAGAAAUUAAGCUGUUGAUUGCAGCGGUAUGGCCUGGCCUUACAGCUCUCCUGUUCCUCUUAGGGCUUCUGUUCUCAGCUGCAGAGGCGUUUGUACAGUACAAGUGGAUUUAAAAUAUUCUGGUAUGCUAUUUUCAUGUUGUAAAAUACAGGAAUUCUUGUUGGAGCAAAGAAUUUGCUUAUUUGUUCCCUCUCUGUUCCUGCAUUGUGUGACAGCUGCAUAUGUAGUUAUUCUGUUAUCUUUCUUGAUGGUGGCUAUUGGUGAUUUGAAGGCAUCCAUUUAUGCGGUUUCCUAGAUGAACUCUAAGUAGGACCUCUAAGUGGGAAGUUUUUCCACUGCAGGAGUGAACUAUAUGUUCACUGGCAAUUUUAAAAGCUUGUAAAUGCCAGCGUUUCUCAACCUUGGCAACUUGAAGAUGUCUGGAAUUUAACUCCCAGAAUUCACCAGCCAGUUUGGAAGCUGAAGUCCAUACAUCUUCAAGCUGUCAAGGUUGAAAAGCACUGGAUUAACAAGAGACCUUGGUAAUUUCUUCAAGUAAUAAGUGUUACCAUUGAUUAAUUUCUCCAAAAUUAUUAGAUAAUUAAACAUUAUCCUUCAAUUCCAAGCAUUUGGUUGAACUGUUUUUUUUUUUUAAUGAUCUUGUUACUCAUUCUAAUUAUAUAAUGGGAAUAAUUACUGUGCAAAAGUAUGGCAUGAGAGCAUGCUUUCUUGUGACUGAUAACUUAUAUAUGGUACAUGAAAUAUCAAGGUACUGCAUAGAUUUAUCUGGAUUUUAAUUUUUUUUCUAAGGGAAGUAUAACAGUGCUGUAGCAUUGACUUCAUAUCAUGCUGUUCAGAACAAUGUAUGUACAAGACUAAUCUUGAUUUUUGCAAUAUUUCUAAUGCCCAUUAAUGUCUUAAUUUUAAGGCUGAAAAUAUUUAAGUAUAUUGCACAUAAAUGCUAACAAAUUUAUUUCCACUGUUAACUUGCAAAUGCAAGAUUGUUUAAAAAAACAAAGGGAAAGGGAAAUCUGAAACAUGAUUUUUCAAUGUAGCCUUUUAAAAUCUGUUUGAGUUAAAAACAGAUUUUUUUUAAAAGGGGUUUUAAUUGUCUUGUUUUCAGUCUUCUCUAAAUUAUGUAAAUGGUGGUAUGUGUUAUAUGCUGGAUAAAAUGUACAUAAUUGUUAUCUUUUGUGUUUUUCUGUUAUAUACAUACAUACACAUACACACAUACAGAAAUGUACAUACAUAUCUCAAGAUGUGGACUUGUAUUAUAAUAACUGUUCCCAGUUUUAGGGGAACUUUGUGCAAUAAAUACAAGUUUGUCCCUUUAA